CUCAAAUUAGUUGAAAACUCAGCAGAAAAAGAAAAUGGCUACUGCUACUACCGGAUUCUUGCUAGUUAACAAGCACUUCCAAGUCGAAGCCUUUCAAAAUAAAAAAAUCUACCAGAUGAAGAAAGCUGUCAAGGAUGAGAUGCGUAUGGCUUCAGCAUCAUCAAGAAGGAAGACUAUAUCCCAAGAAUAUGGUGUUUGGAAGAAGCAUUUUGGUCGUGUGAAUGCAGCCACUGGUGAGGAAAGGCAGAAAUUGAACUCUUGGAAAUCAAAUAUUAGUGGUGGAAGUGGAAGCUUGGUGCAAGAUGGCCUCGUUUACAGGCAAAACUUUUUGGUUAGAUCAUUUGAAAUUGGCUUUGACAGAAAACUAUCCUUGGCUGCCUUGACCAAUUAUUUACAGGACACAGCACUUGAACAGUGUAGAGUUAUAGGUAUAUCGGCUGAUGGUUUUGGUUCAACACCAGAAAUGAGUAGACAGGAUUUGAUAUGGGUAACCUCCACUUUGCAGAUAGUGGUGGAUAGCUAUCCUUCCUGGCAUGAUUGUGUAGAGGUGGACACAUGGUUUUAUCCAUCAGGACAAAAUAGCGUAGGUCGAGACUGGAUUGUUCGUGACGGUAAGACAGGGUGUACCUUGGCUCAAGCAACCAGUGUAUGGGUGUUAAUGAAUAAGAAGACAAGGAAGUUAUCCAAGCUUAAAGAAGAAAUCAGAGACGAGUUAGCUCCUCACAUGAGGAAUUGUGAUCCUAUCAUUGUUAAGGAUAGGAGAAAAUUGCUGCGACUCGAUGUUGAUACAGCGGAUUUUGCUCGAGAAGGUGUAAAACCUGAUUGGGAUCAGCUUGAUCUCAAUCAGCAUGUGAACCAUGUUCAGUACAUUAACUGGAUUCUUGAGAUUGUUCCCCGCUCUUUUGUAGAACAUCACAAGCUCUCUUCCAUAACUUUGGAGUACCGGAAAGAGUGUACCACAGACAGCGUACUGCAGUCUCUGGCGAAGAUUGUUAAAAAUGGUGUCCGUCAUAAUAGUAAUGAUAAAGUGAUAGAGUUGGAACACUUGCUCCUCCUGGAGAACGGAUCCGAAAUUGCCAGGGGAAGCACCAGUUGGAAGCCAAGAGAUAUUCCAGCAUAAACUACGACCAAGCAUAAGCAGUAUAUCCCGCGGUAGUGCUCAUAACAGAACUACACUAUACAGCUCCACCGUUAAAAUCAUUAAAAUAACUCUACUUGUCAUGAUAUAAAAUAAAUAAAUAAAUAAGUAAAAGGACGAGGACAAGAAGGAAUAAACAGUGAAGAAGAUCGUGUGAGGUGCAUUUUCAUUCUACUAGGUAUUUUUGCACUUUUAUUUUGUUAAAAAGAUAAAAGAGUAUAUGUGUUUUGUGCGUUAAGAAACUGCACACCAGAUAAUGUGAAACGCCAAUUUCUUCUCCCUUCUUCACCUUCUCAACAAGCAAAAGGGGGGCUGAUAAGUGCAGCAAAAGAAAUGAAUUUGAUCUCAUGUGCUUGGAAUCCUUGUGAAGUAAAUCAUUAAGAAA
Molecule: messenger RNA, 1523 nt
Organism: Manihot esculenta (cassava)
Lineage: Eukaryota; Viridiplantae; Streptophyta; Magnoliopsida; Malpighiales; Euphorbiaceae
Product: palmitoyl-acyl carrier protein thioesterase, chloroplastic
Exons: 6
Coding region: 35-1120 (361 amino acids)
Biological process (GO): fatty acid biosynthetic process
Molecular function (GO): acyl carrier activity; fatty acyl-[ACP] hydrolase activity
Source: RefSeq, a predicted model, not a curated record